CCUCCGGCUGGGCCGGCCGACGACUCAGCUCCGCCGCGGGAGCCAGGCCUCCUCCGGCCGGCGACCACGCCCUCCUCCCUCGGUGGUGGCGGGGGUGAGACCCUUCCCUUUAGCCGCCGCCGCCGCCGCCGCGCCCUCCCUCCCUCCCUCCCAGGCUCAAGAGCGGGGCGUUGUUAAUGGAGGAAGAGAGCAUGGAGCCACCGCUGUACAUCCACAUCGAGACCAACGAUUUCUUGCACAGGAGGCACAAGAGGCAGAAAGAGGAGGACAUCGCUGUUUGUGAGUGCCAGUAUAACCUGCUGGAUCCGGACAGCGCGUGUGGAGAUGGGUGCUUGAAUGUCUUGACCAGCACAGAGUGCACGCCUGGAUAUUGCCGCUGUGGUGUGUAUUGCAAAAACCAGCGGUUUCAAAAAUGUCAAUAUGCUAGGACAAGGCUGGUAAAAACUGAAGGGCGUGGAUGGGGCCUUUUGGCUGAUGACAAUAUCAUGGCUGGACAAUUUGUUAUUGAAUAUUGUGGAGAAGUAAUAUCAUGGAAGGAAGCCAAGCGGAGAUCUCAAGCAUAUGAAACUCAGGGUUUAACGGAUGCCUAUAUUAUCUACCUCAAUGCUGAUGAAUCUAUUGAUGCAACAAAGAAGGGGAGUUUGGCAAGAUUCAUCAACCAUUCGUGCCAACCAAACUGUGAGACAAGGAAAUGGAAUGUUCUUGGGGAAGUAAGAGUUGGCAUUUUUGCGAAACAAGACAUUCCAAUUGGAACAGAACUAUCCUAUGACUACAACUUUGAGUGGUUUGGUGGUGCAAUGGUGCGGUGCCUUUGUGGAGCUAGCAGCUGUUCUGGAUUUCUUGGGGCUAAAUCACGUGGCUUCCAGGAGGCUACAUACCUGUGGGAAGAUGAUGAUGACAGGUUUUCUGUUGAGAAUGUUCCCCUUUAUGAUUCUGCUGAUGAUGAACCUACCAGCAUUCCAAAAGACAUCCUCUUAAUAAAAGGUGAGCCAAAUACACAGGGCAGCAAUAGCAACACAGUUCUGAGUACCGAGAAUCUCACGGUUGCAAGUUCAAAUGAAUUCACACCAAUGAUUGUUGAACCAUCGAUUGCGAGUUCAAAUGAAUUCACACCAAUGAUUGUCGAACCAUUGGCUGCAAGCUCAAAUGAAUUCACACCCAUGACUAUUGAACCACUCAAUGCUAUUCCAAUGGGAGUUGAUUUUACUCAGAAUGGGUCAACUGAAUAUGGUGCACAAUAUUCUGAAGAUGCUCCGCAAAACUCAACGCAUGAGAUUGCAAACCUUCAGAAUCAAAGUGCUCCUCAGGACAACCACCAUACAAAGUUGGUUGUGGUGAAACGUAGACCCGCACUUCGUGGUGGAAAAGCUAAACGUGGUAUGCCCAAGCAACUGAAUGUUGCAGAUAUCUGUGAUCGGUUAGCAUCAGAUGUGGCACGGGAAGAAAUAUUGUUUUGCGAGGAAAUGAAGAAGCAGGCUGCUGCUGAAAUCGAUGGUCUGUAUGAUGAGAUAAGGCCAGCAAUCGAAGAGCAUGAGAGGGACAGCCAAGACAGCGUGGCCACAAGCCUCGCUGAGAAGUGGAUCGAGGCUAGCUGCUGCAAGUACAAAGCUGAUUUUGAUCUUUAUGCUUCCAUAAUCAAGAACCUUGCUUCCACACCUCUCAGAUCAAAAGAAGACGUGCCCCCUAAAGAGCAAAAUGGAGUGAUGUACCUGGAAAACGGUCCAUAACGAGUUAAAAAGUUCAACUUUGUAAAAUCUGACAAGUGGCUAGAGAAGUAGAUAUUACUAGUUCUCUGACAUAGGUGAAAAUUUUCCUUGAUACAGUUUGGUUAAAAAAAUAUUGCGAGGUCGUAUUUUUCUUAUUGCAAAUACCAUUUGAUGCGAGGAUGUUACUUA
Molecule: messenger RNA, 1895 nt
Organism: Oryza brachyantha (malo sina)
Lineage: Eukaryota; Viridiplantae; Streptophyta; Magnoliopsida; Poales; Poaceae
Product: histone-lysine N-methyltransferase ASHH1
Exons: 10
Coding region: 177-1727 (516 amino acids)
Biological process (GO): regulation of DNA-templated transcription
Cellular component (GO): chromatin; nucleus
Molecular function (GO): protein binding; histone H3K36 methyltransferase activity
Source: RefSeq, a predicted model, not a curated record